UGUAAGCCAUUUCACACAUGUCUCCCUGCACACUGCAGUCCGAUGCAGCUAUGCACGCUAGACCAUGAUUCAAUCGCCUCAACGCCAUAUGCCACUCCCGAGUAAGUUUCGCAAGGCCAACGUCGAAGGCAAAGCGGGGUACAAAGAGCGGGGCCCGACCUCGGGAGGUCGAGGAGUCUACAAAAGCUGCCGUGCCACAACAUUACAUAGAGCCUACCCGUGCUACACACAACUACCGUCCUAUCCCAACGUGUAUUGGAAGCCAAUUGCCGCGAACAUGAUCUCGGUGCUCGGAUACUUCGUCCCAACAGAUGGCAAAGACGACUACCUUCGAAACGAACUACAAGCCUUAGUCAAACUCGUCAAAGAGAACGAGCCCGACUGUCUCAUAUUCGAGCUUCUUUACGACGACGACAUCGAGCAAUUCGUCAUACACAGCAUGUUCAAGGACCGAACGGCCCUCAACUUCCAUCUCAAGCAGCCAUAUCUUACCGCUUUCAAAGAAGGAACUCGCGCAGAGUCCUUUGAGUCAAUGGAUUUGAAAAUACACGAGCGAAUUGACGGGUUCUCGAGAUGACUUGGUCCUCGUGUUGGGUCGGGAUAGGGCGUCUGGCGUUUUCUCGUCCAUUCAGAUCCUCAAAAGGUCGAGCUUUCAUUGUCGUGUUCCCUUACUUCUACAUCGCUAUAUAAUUCCCAAUCACAACCUUUCCCCGCCACAAAUAUCCUUGCUUGUUUAGUCUCCGACCUUUUCCCGAUGGACUCCAAAUUAUAGUACCUGUGAACCCAGAUGCAGGGAUCGGCUCGGUUCCCGGUGCCC
Messenger RNA from Mytilinidion resinicola, 817 nucleotides. RefSeq lists its product as uncharacterized. The record is from RefSeq and is a predicted model, not a curated record. Bases 65 to 577 code for a protein of 170 amino acids. Lineage: Eukaryota; Fungi; Ascomycota; Dothideomycetes; Mytilinidiales; Mytilinidiaceae. The transcript has 3 exons.